GUGGGCUAAUCCCAGCUACUUAUCAUCCUCUUCAAUCCAGUACUUGGCCGUGGUGCUGUGACCCUCAAAGGCAAUGCUUCCAUCGACGCUGCCACCGUGGGACAUUGCUUCCACCUAUCUAUAUAAGUGAGACACUGUUCUUUAAGCUUCAACCACUCAUGUCUACCAUAUCCUCCGAGAAAUCCCCCCAGCAUUCGCAUGAGACGAUGAACGAUCGUCUCACUGGACUCAGUGCGAAGGAUCAGCGUGCAUACGAGCGCGCUAGGCACCAGACAAAGGAGCGGCGGGAGCAUGCGCAGGUGAAGGAGCGCAAAGAGCGGGUGGCGGCUGGGGUACGAGCACCAGCCCUCAAGGAAGGGCAUCUAAGCCGGGCUUCCAAGAGGGCCAGCAUGGAGUUCUGGGAUGGCGAUGAGCCUGACUCCCGUACUCUCACUGGAUUGGGGUGCCCCGUUAAUGUCGUACCGAUGCCGAGGAAUAAAUCUGGUUUCUCCAAGAUGGCGCUUGCGGAUUUCGUGACGUUCAGAACCAAGAAACUAACCAAAGCGCAAGGUAUGGUGCUGCAAUAUUUCGUUCAUGACAAUACUGACUCGAAGUUGUGCGUAGAUUUUGACUUUGAGGUUCUCCCGCCUGUCCGUUCGGUCAUUGCUCUUGAUGACUUUGGACACGACGUUGAGACUAAUGAACCUUGGGAAUUCAUGUCUCUUACCCCCGAAUCGCCCGUUUGGAAGGACCUAUCGUACGCUCAGGCCGCUGCUUUGACAUUUUAGAUCAUGCCAUUGUGAUUGACAUUUAAUUAGUAUUAUACCACACCCAUUACGACUUAGUUCAUUCCUCAGUUCAUUAACAUUACGAACUCACUUUACAUAUCCGAGCUCCGUGUCGUAUCGUCUUGGUCCUCGUUAUAAUUCUACUUACUGAACUAGGCGGUGUAUUUGGACUUCGAGGAUCAACUAUAGGUAUAUUAUACCCCUGCAUGAACGUGUAGAGCUAGAACCUUUAUCGGUCUUUACCAAAAAUGUUUAAACUCGCCGUCGUA
Messenger RNA from Suillus subalutaceus, 1036 nucleotides. RefSeq lists its product as uncharacterized. The transcript has a single exon. The record is from RefSeq and is a predicted model, not a curated record. NCBI's taxonomy places the organism in Eukaryota, Fungi, Basidiomycota, Agaricomycetes, Boletales, Suillaceae. The coding region runs from base 159 to 767 and encodes 202 amino acids.